This is a messenger RNA of Hyla sarda, 1180 nucleotides long. Its product is annotated as fish-egg lectin-like. The transcript is spliced from 4 exons. Bases 112 to 1017 code for a protein of 301 amino acids. NCBI's taxonomy places the organism in Eukaryota, Metazoa, Chordata, Amphibia, Anura, Hylidae. The record is from RefSeq and is a predicted model, not a curated record.
UCUCCCUCAUGGUUCUGUGGUAGGCUAGGCCUUGAGGUGCACCACAGCCUGAUCAUGGUGGUAGCUCAAGGAUUUAUCUAGCAGUGCAGACCCCCUUAGGUCAAUGCAGUGAUGAGGGGGCUGCACAGAUGCUGGGCGAAGGUAGAUGAUGGUAGAGGUGUCCUGGUUAUGAUGGUUCCAGGUGCCCUUCAUGUUGGUGUGGACAAAGCCAAGGCACCAGGAGUAGAGGAGCUGCAAUCGAAAUUGGUGACAUCAAUGAACAACGUAACUUCAUGCACAAAAUGGAAGAUCAAGAACUUUAAACAGUACAAUGGACUGCAGUGCUCUAAGAUACCAGGGAAGCUGAAGCAGAUCGAUGCAGGUGCUGGUCAGAUUUAUGGCGUCAAUAAAGAUGACAAUAUCUUCAAACUGAUGGGCCAACAAUGGAAGCAGGUUCCUGGAAAGCUGGACCAUGUGACGGUCGGUGAAGCCGGUAUCUGGGGAACCAACAAAGCGAAUAAUAUCUUUAAAUUACAAGAUAACAAGUGGAAGCAGGUAUCAGGUCGUCUGAAGCAGGUGGACGCAGGUGGGAAUAAAUUCCUGUCUGGAGUCAAUUCAGGGAAUUCGGUUUUCUGCCUGAACCAGGAUAAAACCGUUUCCAGAUCUACAUCCUUCUCCUAUACCAAACUAGAUGGGAGUCUGAAGUAUUACAGCUGUGGCCUUAAUGGCUGCUGGGGUAUCACUCCCACCAAUGACAUAAUGUACCGCUACGAUGUGAAGCCCACCGAAUGCAGGGGAAGUCACUGGAAGAAGGUCAAUGGCAAAUUGGUCAUGGUGGAGGUCGGCUCAGAUGGCUCAGUGUAUGGUGUGAACUCCGAGGGAACUGCAUUUAAAAGGGAAGGGAUCUCGGCUAAAAUGCCUACUGGAAACUCUUGGUCCCGGCUGAAUGUCCCCGGCACUUUCCGACACGUUUCUACUGAUGGGGGAGUCGUGUGGCUUCUCAACCAGAAUGGAGACAUCCAGAAAUGCAUAGUCUAAGGCUCCUGAGAGCCAACCUGGUGGUGAGGUCAUAUGAUCACACAACAUAAAACCAAUAUAAAAAUAUAAAAUGAUAGAAAAUAUUGAUUAAAACAUAAAAUAAGUUUUAAAAACCCACAACGCUUUGUUUUCUGUAAUAUCUAUUGCAUGAAAUAAAACCUGC